Molecule: messenger RNA, 787 nt
Organism: Coccomyxa subellipsoidea C-169
Lineage: Eukaryota; Viridiplantae; Chlorophyta; Trebouxiophyceae; Coccomyxaceae
Exons: 1
Source: RefSeq, a predicted model, not a curated record
GCACAUAUGCACCACAUCGACAAUGCAGGCAGCACUGCCGGCACGAUGGGGGGCGAUUCAACGCAAUGGGGCGGCAGCGACGCCGGCGCAGGAGACAUCCUCGGCAGCGCGCGCAGCAUAGGGGCCGCCCCCGGCGCGCAUGCAGACGCGGCCUUUGACGAGGACGCCGCUGAGUCACACUACGAUGCCAGCGCGCACAACAUGCACAGCGGCCCGGCCACGCCCGAGGUGCAUCUGAACGGGGCGCACAAAGGGGACAACGGGCAGAAGGUGUCGGAGGAGGGAGCCCUGGCACGCACUCACAGCGGCGGGAGCGUGCACAGCUUCCCCAGUAUGUCCAGCCCGCCUGCAUCUGCCUCAAAGAUUAUGGGUGUGGCAGAGCCUGGAGUACCCCUUCCUGGGGAGCACCCCGAGGCUGAAGAGACCAGUUUAGACGGCGCAAGUGGCGACAUGUUUGCAGGCCUCAUGUUGGGUAGCUAGGUGUAACACUUGUGGACCUUCCCAUUCAGUGUGAUAGUGCCAUGUCUACAAGGUUUGGCGUUUUGACAUCAUCUUAUAUCAGGUGUUGCAUGCAGUCAGUUGGGACAAUAUUGUUCAGGCAGGAAGUUCAGUUUAUUUCCUGGCCUAUCACCGGAUAUCUUGUUUCAACAUUGUCCCAUAUUUGGCAGAAAAAGCGAAGGACAAGUUCAACAGUUGUAUAUGUUUUCUUCUAUCACAACGGAGAAUUUUUAGGGCAGUCCACUUUCAGCACCUAGAGGUGUGUGAUGAGACUGAAGAGUUCCCUUCC